Messenger RNA from Leucoraja erinaceus (little skate), 6247 nucleotides. RefSeq names its product testican-1-like. The coding region runs from base 288 to 1631 and encodes 447 amino acids. NCBI's taxonomy places the organism in Eukaryota, Metazoa, Chordata, Chondrichthyes, Rajiformes, Rajidae. The transcript is spliced from 12 exons. The record is from RefSeq and is a predicted model, not a curated record. Gene Ontology annotation, molecular function: calcium ion binding; protein binding.
AACCGGGCGACCCGUAUCUAAAAUAAGAACCAAAAUAAGAACAACAAAUGUGCAGGAGGGAGAGGGAGAGGCGGGAAUAAAGCGACGUCAGGAGCGGUGCCGUGUUAAUUGCACGCGUUGGAUGGGAGGUGGCGCCCCACCGUGUGUUAAUGCACAGUGAUCGAUGCCUCCUGUGCACGGCUCACUCCCCAACCCAUCCGCACCAUCACAAAGCAGCCAGUCAAACGCGCAGCUCUCUCCCCCUCGCCCAGACAGAGCAGAGCUGAGCUACCCGCACAGCCAGCAAGAUGCUUGCGACACUGGUGGGUGUUUUUAUCGCGGUUUCGCUCGAAGUUGAAAGCAGGCGUCCAGAAGCGACCAAUGGUGUCAGUUUCCUGGAUAAUGAGAAAUGGUUGACUACUGUCUCCCAAUAUGACAAGGAGCUCAAAUACUGGAACAAAUUCCGAGAUGAUGAUUAUUUCAGAAGCUGGAAUCCUAGCAAGCCGUUUGAUCAAGCCCUGGAUCCAACUAAAGACCCAUGUCUGAAGGUGAAGUGCAACCAACACAAGGUCUGUGUAACCCACGACUACCAAACUGCAUUUUGUGUUAGUCGCAGACAACUAAUGCACAGCGUCAGGCAAAAAAAGGACAGUCUUCUUCGUAAACAAUGGAUCGGAGGAGCCAACCUGGUCAAAUGCAAGCCUUGUACUGGGGUGCACCCUGCCUCUGUCUGUGGGUCUGAUGGCCACACUUACUCCUCUAAGUGUAAAUUGGAUUACCAAGCUUGUUCUUCACACAAAGCGAUCACCAUGAGAUGCAAGUGGCCUUGCCCUUGUCUUCCUGGCCAAGAAUCUGUGAAAGUGAAAAUUGAAAAGACAGAGGGGAUCAAAGCCAGAACUGAAGGAAGAGAUGCAAAUCAUUCAACUUUAAAAGUAUGCAAUGAAAAAGAGCUGAGGAAUCUGGCUUCAAGGCUGAAGGAUUGGUUUGGGGCUUUACAUGCUGAUGCCAACCAUGAAAUACGGGUUAAACCAAUCAAGCAAACAGAGCAGAAACGAUUUGACACCAGCAUUCUACCGAUCUGCAAGGAUUCCUUAGGCUGGAUAUUUAACAAGCUGGACAUGAACUAUGACCUCUUGCUGGACCAGUCAGAGCUGGGCACCAUUUACCUUGACAAGUACGAGCAGUGUAUUAAACCACUUUUCAACUCCUGUGACACAUUUAGAGAUGGAAAACUUUCAAACAAUGAAUGGUGCUACUGUUUCCAGAGGCAGGGAGGUCUCCCAUGUCAAGCAGAAAUUAAUAAGAUUCAAAGGCAGAGCAGAGCGAAACAUCUUUUAGGUAUUUAUGUACCGAGAUGCACCGAGGAUGGGUAUUACAAACCAAUCCAAUGCCGCAGCAGCACAGGGCAGUGCUGGUGUGUCGACAGAUAUGGAAAUGAAAUAGUAGGCUCGCGGAUACAAGGGACUCCUAUCUGUGAAGAAGAUCAGGAGACCUCUGGUGAUUUUGGCAGUGGUGGGCUCCAUGUUUUGACUGAUGACCAGGAAGAUGAUAGAGAAACUCAAAAGGAAGAGAAAGUACCAGAGGGUGGUGGCAAUGAAGAUGAUGAAGAUAGUGAAGAUGACAAAGAUGAUGACAUUGGCUAUAUUUGGUAGUUGUAUUUAUUGUAUUGCUACCCUGAACUGUCAUAUUUUGCACACUGCUCUAAUUCAUUCUUACCUCGGUUUGUUCACAGUACUGAGGAUAUGUUGCAUCUGAGAUAAAACUAAACAAAAAUAACUUGUAGAUAUAAAAUGUUGAUCUAACUGGGACCAUUUAGUACAUCUGUUGAGCAUGCUCGGUAGCAAACUCCAUUUUGACAUGUGUACCUCCACAAAAGAAAGUUAAUGUUCAGAUUUACAGCAGGACUCCUGAAAAUGAGCAGUACAAUGAAAUCCAUUCACAUUAAAUAAUCUGUAACAUUCAAUGUUUUUCUAAAUAAUUUAAACCUAGACUAUGGAGCUUUCUUAACAUCAAUUCUUAGGCAGAAAAAGAUAAUCUCAACAAAAACUAAUUUAUCGUAACUGGAAUAUUUUACUUGUGCUAGUAAAAAACCUUUACAUAGAUAUAUGUUCCAUUGAAGUAUGAAACCCCAUCAUUAACCUCACCACUACAGCCAGGACCCUGUAGCGUCACAUUGAGCUGAACAUGAGAGUUUGGUGUCGCUAUUAAAGCCAUAAGUGAUAACAAUGAACAAGCAACUGCAUAAUAAAAGUCAAGGAUAUUGCCCCCAAUUUUUGAAGGAAUUAUUUUUAAACUAUUUACUUGGGCAGAGCUAAUAAUCGCUGAUGAAGCGGAAAUUCAAUUUAGUUUCAGCGGGAAGACAAUAGAAUAAUUCUAUCUACCUGCCCAGUAAUAGAGGCCUACAUAUCAUUUUGUACUAUCCUAAUUAUAUUACUGGAGCCACAUUAUUGGAAUUCUGUUAUCUGCCCCUACCCGUGUAAAAGGCGUGUAAACAGAGCUCAUUGAGAAAGAAAAUGUAAUUAAAAUCUGAUUCUCCUGUGAGGAUCAUACCUUCUACAUUAUGUGCAAAAGGGGCUAAUGCUAGGGUGAGCAUGUAAUGAUAAAUCCUUCAUUAGAAGACUUUUAUUCCUUGAUAUUGUUCUCUCUAACAGAAGAAACAAUACUAGUAAUUUUGUUCUGCCUGAGCAAUUAUUUAUCUUCAUAAUUUUUUUCUGUAUCUUUAAUGCUGAAAAUUGAAAGUGCCAGGCUUCGAAGAUUACAUUGAAAUAGUAUAUAAUUAGAUUCUUAGCAUUCCAUAGAUGGCACAAUGAUUCCCACAUUCUCACCCCCCAGACAAUACAGGUCUGCCACUGAUUGCCCGGCACCCUUGGUUCCAGAGCCCUGUCAUAUUAUCCCUUUUGCCAGAUCAACAGAGAUCAGGUAAUGAUGAUACAAUAGAUCUCUGACCCACUAAUUAUACCCAUCCCGUGUCUCUUACAGCACCAGGGAUUGCUAGAUACUUAAAUAAAACAAGUAUGAAAUACAGCGAAGCUUGCAUUUCCUGCACGGCCAGCCCAGGGCAAUGGUUAACGUGUUGCCCUCAGACGUCCUUAGGAAGGUCAGAUCGGUGGCUGCCUGUGGGGCUGAUGCUCUGCAUUCCCGGCAGGACUACCAAGCCGACCCCCACUGACCUGAGAUUUGCCAAAUCUGCCAGAAAUGUGGUAGGGUGGGCGGGCGUCUGGGAGGAGUCCAACGGGACCAGAACGGUCCGCCUAGGCCGCCGGCAUUGGAGGUCAGCAAUGGGAAUGGUUCCGCUUACUUCAGCCGGGCCAUAGUUCCAGAGCCCCACCGGCAGGGGGCGAAUUCAAUGUGCUGCAGCAUGGUGUUCAAUGGCAUUGUGUGCCUUCUUCUCUGGCAGAAUAAAUGUAGGCGAAUUGGCUUCUGCAGUCAGGUUCAGGACUCAUGACACAGAUAAGGGGCUGUCCCACUGCGGUAACCUAAUUGGUGAGUUUAGAAAAUUUUUCCCUCGACUCAUACUCGCAGCGUAGUCGAGACGAGGACCUAGGAGGCCUUUGUAACUCUCCUUCAUGCUCGAGUAGUCCCCGCGUGCUCGAGGCCCAGCUAAGUCACGGCUUAUUUUUCAUCAUGCUGAAAAAUGCCCGCGAGUAAAAAAAGGUCGCCAUGGAAAAAAUCGAUAUUUUUUUCACUCGUAGGUUUAGUCGAAGUAGGUUGUAGUAGGUCGGCAUGUUAUUCGUAGGUAAUCGAGGGUAGUCGAAGGUAGUCGUAGAUAGUCUUCAACAUAGUCGAAGGGAGGUCGUCUUCACUCUCCAAUAUUCGGUGUCCAAUUUUCCCGAAACUAGUCUUCAACAUAGUCGAAGGAGGUCUUCUACAUAGUCAAUGGAGGUCUUCAACAUGACACUUUUUUCAAACUCUUCUAAACUCUUCUAAACUCGCCAAUUAGGCCCCUUUAUUAAUUGUGAUGUUUAUGUGGCCAAUUACCUGGAAUCUGACACGUAACAUUUUUUAUACUUCAUUAAUGGAUCGUGGAGAUUGCUGGCAAGGUCAAAAGUUAAUACCCAUCUCGGGUUAUCUUGAACAGCUGCAGAAUGCAGGGUAUUCUGGCAAGUGACUGCUUCAGGGACUACAAGGCCACAGUGACAUGUGAUAUCCUGAGAAGCAAUGUUAAACUUGCUCCAGGGAACGCCUGGUUCAGCUGGCAACUCUUUUGGAAAGCAUUAAAAAAAAAUGCUUAACAGCUCAGUAAAACUGACUCUGCAUGGGCUUUCAGGUACACAGUUCCCAUUUACAGCCACUGCUUUCCAUGUAAUCAACAGCUUCGUCUGACGGAUCCUUCCAUUCUCCAACCAGUGCUGCAUCAGUCACCGGAAAAUGAGACGCUCAUCCCUUCUGUGCUUACACUGCACACCAUGUCCUUUCAGUACUCAGUCACACUGUUAACUUUAAGUAAACACAUUGCAGCCUCUUCAUACCCUAGUUUCAAAUUAACCUGGCUUCUCUAGUGCUGCCUGUCUUGGCUCCAGCAGAUUGGAUAAGCAUCCUCUGACUUUUGCUAGCACAUUUUAUUCUGGUGUAAUGCACAGUAACAGACUCCCAGGAUUUUCCAAGAUACAGAGUUUAACGAGUUGAAGUCAGAGAUUAGAUUCAGCUUGCAGCUGUACUGACCUUUUGACUUGAUUAAUAAAUUAUUGCAAGAUAUAAUGCAAGGAAUUUAUCUAAAAAUAAAAUCUCAAUGGGUAAAAACUUGUGUUGUUGAAUAAGAUCAGUCUUAUAGAAUUGACUUCAUGAAAGAUGUUUGGUGAUCGUUUUGGUUGAGGGAAGAGUUUUGCUGGCAGUUGUACACUAAAUGGCUGGUAUUUACCUUUAGAAAUGUCAGCAGAGUCUGAUCUUCUAACAAAUGUGAAAGUUUCAUACUUACUAAUCAAGAUCUGCUGGGUUUUCCCUGACAGAGUUCUGUUUUGGCUUCCACAAGGAGUCUUAGAAUUCUGCCUUUGGAUGCACAAUUCAAAAUUUCAAAGGUAACGGCCUGUCCCACGGGCGUCAUUUGCGCGUCACGCAGAUGGCGGGCAAAGAUUUUGUACAUCCCAAAAUCCUGGGGCGCCGCGCGCAACCGCGCAUCACUGCCUGCAUCACCACGCACCGUUCGCGCGUAAUACGAGUAAAUUAUGUUGCGUAAAUUACACGCAAAUGGCGCCCAAGUGGGACAGGCCCUGCAAUUUUACAGCUGCAAAGAAAAAAUAACAUAGAACAGAAUAUAACCCACUGUUGUCUGUGCUGGACAUUGCCUGCAUAUGAUCUAUAUCCCUCCAUUCCCUGCAUGUCUAUGUGCCUAUCCAGGUCUCUUAAAUGCCGUUCCAGCCUCACCACCGACUAAGUAAAAAACUUGAUCCGCACAUCUCCAUAAAUCUUUGCCCGUCUCACCUUAAAAAUAUGCCCUCUCAUAAGGUCAUAAUAAGUAAUAGAAGCAGAAUUAGACCAUUCAGCCCAUCAAGUGUACUCUGCCAUUCAAUCAUGGCUGAUCUGUCUCUCCCUCCUAACCCCAUUCUCCUACCUUCUCCCCAUAGCCCCUGACACCCGUCAUCUUUGAGAUUUGGGAGGAAAUAGGAGCACUUAGGGGGAAACUGGAACACCCAGGAGAGUAUUAAUGAGGACACAAAAAGUCCACAGCGAUAGCAUCUAAUGGUACUACCAACAUUAACUUCUUAUCCUGUCUCCCCUUAACAUACGUCCACUUCAGUGUAGGUCGUUGGUUGGUAAGAAUGCCAGAUUCCCCUUCCUCCUCCCUAGGCAAUGGCAAUUAAUCUUCAAUUGCACAUUGAUGAAUGCUUUGGAGCAAUGCAAGUUGUCACAUUUAAGAUAUUUGAUGAACAAUUACUUUCAAUGAUGCCGACCUGUUUUAUAACGCUUAAAAAUAUUCUGUACAAUAGCAUUGUGACAGAUCAACUCUUUAGAACUAGAUAUGACACUACUUUCUUGUAAGAUGACAGAAAUCGGCAGGGCUCUCAUUUUUAGCUCAUCGUUACUAUUGGUUCAACUGAUGAAAUAUCUGUCUUUCCUGACUGGAGGGUACUGUUUGAGCGAAGAGCCUGUGGAUCUUGUCUCCUUUUGCACUUACUCUGUUCUGGCCAUGCUACCUGUAAGAAGGGGCCAUAGAAGGGAGGAUAUGCUGCUGCACUCCACGUUCUUUUCUGAUUAUAUUUAAGAGGGACUUAAGUUCUAAACGCAAACUCUCAUUUAGCCAGCAAUAGAUGAAGUGCUGCUUAGGGCAAAC